UCAGGGGGCGUGUCCUCCCCCGGAAAUGGGAAUAAUCCCCACCCCCUGGCGGGGCGAAGCUGCCUGCGAAGUUCGACAUGAGUGUCCUAGCGAGGGUUGCCGCCGGGCGCCUGGCAGCUGCUCGAGCGGUCAUUCCUUGUCUUUGGAGAGGGCAGUACUUCAGCUCCGGGAAAGAGCCGGCAGAAGACAACUCAGUGACUCCUAUGCUUAGGCAUCUUAUAUACAAAAUCAAGUCCACUGGUCCCAUCACUGUGGCCGAGUACAUGAGGGAGGUCUUGACCAACCCCGCCAAGGGAUAUUACGUGACUCGUGACAUGCUAGGAGAAAAAGGAGAUUUCAUUACUUCACCUGAAAUAAGUCAGAUCUUUGGGGAGCUCCUAGGGAUAUGGUUCAUCAGUGAAUGGAUAGCCACUGGGAAAAAUGCAGCGUUCCAACUGGUGGAACUGGGCCCAGGCAGGGGAACCCUCUCAGGAGAUAUUUUGAGGGUGUUCAGUCAGCUUGGAUCUGUGCUGAAAAACUGUGACAUUUCAAUACAUCUGGUAGAGGUGAGCCAAAAAUUAAGUGAGAUUCAAGCAUUAACACUGACUGAAGAGAAGGUCCCGUUAGAGCGAGAAGCUGGAUCCCCAGUAUACAUGAAAGGUGUCACGAAGUCUGGAAUUCCAAUUUCCUGGUACCGAGAUCUGCAAGAUGUUCCAAAAGGGUACAGCUUUUAUCUUGCGCAUGAAUUUUUUGACGUUCUUCCUGUGCAUAAGUUUCAGAAAACACCACAAGGAUGGCGAGAAGUGCUCAUUGAUAUUGAUCCACAAGUUUCUGAUAAACUGAGAUUUGUUUUGGCGCCUUGUGCCACCCCAGCAGAAGCCUUCAUACAAAAGGAUGAAACAAGGGAUCACGUGGAAGUAUGUCCUGAUGCUGGUGUUAUUAUUCAAGAACUUGCCCAACGCAUUUCACUAACUGGGGGUGCUGCUCUGAUCGCUGAUUAUGGUCAUGAUGGAACUAAGACAGAUACCUUCAGAGGGUUUUGUGGCCACCAGCUUCAUGAUGUCUUAAUUGCCCCGGGAACAGCAGACCUAACAGCCGAUGUGGACUUCAGUUACUUGCGCAGAAUGUCCCAGGGGAAGGUAGCUUCUCUGGGUCCAAUAAGUCAGCAAACAUUUUUAAGAAAUAUGGGCAUUGAUGUGAGGCUGAAGAUUCUCUUAGAUAAAUCAGAUGAGCCAUCACUGAGGGAGCAGUUACUUCAGGGGUACCGUAUGUUAAUGAAUCCUGAGAAGAUGGGAGAAAGAUUUAACUUUUUUGCCUUGGUACCUCAUCAGAGACUUCAUGGUAGACAUCAUCAGAUGAAUGCAUGUCAGUCAAAACCCUCUCCAUCACCUGUAGCUGGGUUUGGUGAACUCGUUUGGAGGUGAUAUUUCAGUUUGAAUUUUUCACCCUCAAGUCGGCCUAAGAGUCUAGAAUAAAGGGAACAUUUUAUAUAUCACAGAUGACAAUCUACAGAGAACAACACUUAUGCAGCAAAAUAUCGGUCCAUAACAUGAAAUCCUUCCUUAAUGAAGUUAUUAGCUCAUUGAUAAUUAAGGAUCUUCUUCCAUGUCAUCUGGAUUGGGAGCCAUAAUGAAGUGCUUUGGGUAUACAAGGUUGUGUGUGUAAGCAUGUAUUUCCCAACGGGCAUCAUCACUUUCGUGUGUAAUGUAACGUUCACCAAUGCGAGUUUCAAAUUCUCUAAGGUCAAGCCAAGUCUGAUAGUCCUAGAAAAAAAAGGAAAGUGUUUGUGAACCAUGAAAGAAACAAAAUACUGUCAACCUUUUUUUUUUUUUUUCCUCAGUACUCUAGUCAUAAUUGACAACCCCUACUCCUAAGUACGUACUGUAAGUAAGUUCUAUUUGUAAUAUUUUAAGUUAGCAAUGUUCAGAGUUACUGUCUUGGUGCAGCAGAAAUGAAUCUGACUAGCAUCCCUUAGGAGGCAGGUUCAAUCCCUGGCCUCACUCAGUGGGUUAAGGAUCCAGCAUUGCCAUGAGUUGUGGUGUAGGUCACAGACGUGGCUCAGAUCCCAAGUUGCUGUGGUUGUGGUGAAUAGGCUGGCAGCUGUAGCUCGAUUCAGCCCCUAGCCUGGGAACCUCGGUAUGCCGUGGGUGCAACCCUAAAAAGACCAAAAAAAAAAAAAAAAAAAAAAAAAAAAAGGCAGUGUUAAAGAUACUUUUUCACGUUAAAUGAAGAAAGUAGUUUCUAAAAUUAAGAAAACAUGUACUGCCUUAGGUAAUAACAACCACUAAACUAUUUUGUUUAUAUAAUGAGAGGCCUAUACCUUACUCCUCAAAGUUAGGGAAAAUGUUUAGAAUGCAUUUUCAGGAUAAUUUAACAACUGCUGAGGCUUAGUACAGUUACAAUUGUUUCGAAGUUACCUCUAUCCCUCAUUCCCUUUAAAAUAGUUCUAAAGCUUUUUUCUUUACUUUGAAGCUUGUGGGGAUAUCUUUUGACAAGUCUGAUCUGGCAUAUCUGAUCUUGUCAAUGCAAACAAAUAAACAAAACCUUUUAGUGGACAUUAUAAAAGUAAAACAAAGCCAAACAAAAAAACAUGGAAGUUCCCAGGCUAGGGAUCAAAUCAGAGCUGCAGCUGCGGGCCUACAGCACACAGCAGUGACAGAUCCUUAAUGCACUGAGUGGGGCUAGUGAUCGAACCCUCGUCUUCAUGGAUACUAGUUGGGUUUGUUACAGCUAAGCCACAACGGGAACUCCAAAAGUAAAAUAUAUUUGACAACAUAAUGUGUCAUGCUCCUCUUACAAAAAGGUGAAGUAAACACUGUAAGGCCCUAUUUAAGACUAAAUUACUGCUUUCAGUUCUUUGGACUUUUAACUGCCUAUCACUUCUGCAUUUGAAUGGUAUCCCUGCAGCACUUGUAGAGAUUCAGCCACAGUACAAAUUAAUCACUGAAGAACAUUUACAUUAUUCUAAGACAUGUAGAAUCUGUUGAUCUUAAGAGUGAUUUCAUUAAGGAGUUCCUGUCAUGGUGCAGUGGAAACGAAUCUGACUAGGAACCAUGAGGUUGUUUGUGGGUUCGAUCUCUGGCCUUGCUCAGUGGGUUAAGGAUCCAGCGUUGCUGUAAGCUGUGGUGUAGGUUGCAGAUUCGGGCUCGGAUCCCCCGUUGCUGUGGCUCUAGCGUAGGCCAGAGGCUACAGCCCCAAUUCAACCCCUGGCCUGGGAACCUCCAUAGGCCGUGGGUGUGGCCCUAAAAAGACAAAAAAAAAAAAAAAAAAAAAAAAAAAGAGUCAUUUCAUUAAGUAAGACAGAUCACCAGGAACUGCUACAAUGAGGAUCACCAGAGAGAGAUGUUUUUGUUUUUGUUUUACCUGUAGCCAGGGAUGACUAAGAGAUUUGUCCACACUGUAACGUUUUCUCAUCUUCACUUGAAGUAGAUUAUUUAUCAAGUCAAUUGCUAAGGGAAAAGACAAAAUCAGUAGGUUAUUUAUCAAGUCAAUUGCUAAGGGAAAGGACAAAAUCAGAUAUAUGGAUUUGAGGGUGCAGAGCAUCCAAAAAGUGACUCUGCUUGGAAGGCAGCUCAAUCCAUAGGAAUAUAGGAUUCAGGAUUUUUUUGCUUCUCAAGUACAUGGCCUUUAAGCUAACAUGUUAGUGACCCAUAAAUGUUUAUUAAAUUUAUAGUGUAACUGAUUUAUUAAGGAGGCAGUAUAGAGUACAGACUAAAAGUACAGACUGGAGCCAGCAUGCCUGAGUUGAAGUCGUUCUUGCCAUUUGUGUGUGUGACAUGUGUGUGACAUAGGGUCACUUUCUAAGCUAUACUGUGCCUCAGUUUCCUCAUCUGUAAAACAAGGUUGUCAAGAAGAUGAAAUGGCUUAGAAUGGUGCUUAGCACAUAAGUGCUAAAUAUUAACUAUUAUUUUAAAAAAUUAAUUAAAACAGACUCUGAUUACAGGCUGA
Sus scrofa (pig) is the source of this 3927-nucleotide messenger RNA. It is a transcript of the gene NDUFAF7, whose product is annotated as NADH:ubiquinone oxidoreductase complex assembly factor 7. Gene Ontology annotation, molecular function: protein-arginine omega-N symmetric methyltransferase activity. Gene Ontology annotation, cellular component: mitochondrion. Lineage: Eukaryota; Metazoa; Chordata; Mammalia; Artiodactyla; Suidae. The record is from RefSeq and is a predicted model, not a curated record. Gene Ontology annotation, biological process: mitochondrial respiratory chain complex I assembly.